Arabidopsis arenosa is the source of this 741-nucleotide messenger RNA. Lineage: Eukaryota; Viridiplantae; Streptophyta; Magnoliopsida; Brassicales; Brassicaceae. The record is from the annotation of a GenBank genome assembly.
GUUUGUUUAGAAAAAAUGGAAACUUUGGAAAGCCAAAGCUGUAUGUGGUGGCCCUUUCAUUAUAAGAGAGAAGAUGAAGAAGGAGAGAGUUAAGGCAUAAGCAAUUAGGGUUUCUUUUGGGAGUUCCUAAGACAAGACAACAAUGGCUCUGUUUUUCAGCCGAAUCUCCAAGCUUUCUACUGCUUGCAGGGUUUACAAUGCUCGCUUCUUCUCAUCACUUCCCGAGUCUCCGUAUCUGCUGCUGAGCGAUGAGACGGUGGGAGAGUCUUCGGAGGGUGGCAGAAUUGUGAACCAUAAGUUAUUUGAUCCGAGGACGGAAGCGAUAGUGAAGAGCAGAGAGAAGACGCUUCCCAAGGAGCUCGAAGGGGAAGCUAUCCUGGGAGCAUCUCAAGGAUGGGAUAGAGAGAUUAAGCUCUGCUUUUUAUCUGGUGCAGGAUCUGGGUUUGGUUAGUUUAAUAAGUGGUCGUCUUGCCACUCAAACUCUCUGAUUUGUCUUGGGUGUUGUGUUCUCCAUCAAGUCCACUUGGGUCUACAUUGAUCAUUUGUUAGGAUUUGUAUUUCCUGAUGUUGUUUCCACUUAGGUUUGUUUAUGUUUUGGCUUCAUCAUGCUACUCUCUUGCUAUUCAGAUUAGGACAUCUUGGUUCAACGAGAACCACUUUGAAUUUUAAUAUAUAUAUAUAUGAUCCUGUGUUGGCUCUGUGUUAAUUGAUGAAAUACACAAACAAAUAUGAAAAGAUUAA